This is a messenger RNA of Westerdykella ornata, 946 nucleotides long. RefSeq lists its product as uncharacterized. The record is from RefSeq and is a predicted model, not a curated record. NCBI's taxonomy places the organism in Eukaryota, Fungi, Ascomycota, Dothideomycetes, Pleosporales, Sporormiaceae. The transcript has a single exon. Bases 94 to 699 code for a protein of 201 amino acids.
UUUCAGGUUUCUCGCCUUCCCCAGGGUUCUCUGCUGUGGGAUCCUUGGAAGGUGGUGGCUACACACUUGGAGGCUAUAUGAGACGAUUCCCAUAUGUAUGGACACAUCUUCAGAGUUCACCCCACCCUACUUCUCACCUACUCCUCCAUGCCCCCUCCUCCUUCAGAGACGGGUGUUACCCGCAUAUCCUACUUCCCAAUCUCGGCGAUACGAAACGGGCGCUGGGCAGAGCUAUUCCUGAUAACGGUAGUGAUCACACUAUGUCUAAGUUUGAUCAAAUAUAACGUUUCAAAAAAGAGGAGGAAACGACAGACAGAUACCGAACAAUUCGAAGUGAAGGACAUAUUCCGAAUCACCCACUCCGGCAAACAGAAGGAACUAUCCCAUCCCCAUACCCGGCUCCUCCAAGAACAACCACCACCACCACCACUACCCUUCACCCCCAUAUACCCUUGGCUCACACCACCUCAACCCCUACCAAUACCUCACGGAGCGGAAACUUUUCCUCUCCCAACUCUAAGGAGACACUCGUCGGCGCAAACCUCACAGCACCAGCCGACAUCCGAAUCAAGAAUAGUUUCUUAUACACGCCGAGUAUCGACCAACAGUAUUCCGGCCCGGACAUCCGUCCUCCACGGUACAGUGACUACUUCUCAAAAGGGAUGGCGGCGGCGUCAAUGGGUUGUUACUGGGGGAUGACGCAGUGUUGCUCUUGGGGAAAGGCACGUGACGGGGGUAUUCGCUACCAUCCAAUGUACCAUCACGGUCUGAAGAAGGAAUUGCAUCGGGUGCCUGCUGGACCUUAAUCUGCGUCAAAGACCUUGAAUCAGAGGCGGUGAAGAGUGGCUUUGGAGGGUUUCCACUCGUCGAACUUGGGGCAAUUCUUUCAGUCUGUUAGUAACCUGUGCAUUUUCGAUGCAAACAUACGUUAUUUUUUUUUACCUUC